AUGAGCGGUAAAGGCUUCGAAGAAGACAACCAAACACUUGAAAUCUUGAGGCUCGCGUUGGGGUGGACCAAGAGUGAAAUCUACGUGUUAACGAUGCACUGGCUCAUUGUCGGCGUCGAGAUGUACUUGUUCUGGCCUUUAUAUCCAAAUUUCCCACACGUUUGGGGAGAUAGUGUUAUGGGAAUGGUGAUGAUUCAAUACGUUACUGGCGUGAUAAGCUAUGCUUCGAUGUCGCAUCCUUUAACAGCCCUAACUUUUUCUCAUAUAGCUACUAGAUACGUUUAUCUCUACUCUAUCUAUAUUACUUCCUCUGUCGCGUACAUCCUCUUCCUGAUCGUCGCUGAAGUCGAAGACAACGUGUCGGUCGAUUGGAUUAGUCAUAUGCUUGGAUUGUUGGCUCUAGCAUUCCUCGUAGCAAUUGUGUCCGUGGAAUUCGCAAUUGGAUUUGGUUCUUUUACCAGUCUUGUUUGUUUCUGGUAUAUCGUGAAACACUUCAAGGAAAAGGAAACCCUAGAUCCGUCGUUAGCCCCAAUUUCAAGCAGCUCAGAGAAGUUAAAUCUUGUUAUCUUGAUGGCUCUUGGAGGAGCCAUUGUGUUUGUCCAGAUUGGAUUAGCUAUGGGACUUGAGCAAACUAAACUUUCCCCGAUUUAUUUUGGAUUCUCGUUUGCUUCCUAUGUUUUCUUCCGAUUCAUUGAAGUGUUGGAAGGGAACAUCACCGUCAAAUCAAUCUCUGCUCAUAUCAGCCGUUGUGCAGGAAUACUCAGUCUUUGUUUCUUCGUCGGAUUGAUUUCUCAAGAGUUUGCUAUAGGUAUCUUCGUCUCUACCCUUGUGUUACUCUUGCUCUACCUUUGCAAGAGUUGGUGCAAGAGUUGGUUGACCAAUCCAACUGCCCAAGACUUGGCCGACGAAGUUCAGACGCUUCUCCAAUUCGAAGAUAUCCCUCAUUCCAGCGGUGGUGAAAUCGUAUAA
This is a messenger RNA of Arabidopsis thaliana (thale cress), 969 nucleotides long. RefSeq lists its product as uncharacterized. Bases 1 to 969 code for a protein of 322 amino acids. The transcript is spliced from 2 exons. The record is from RefSeq and is marked reviewed. Lineage: Eukaryota; Viridiplantae; Streptophyta; Magnoliopsida; Brassicales; Brassicaceae.